CUUUCACGAUCGCCUAUUUGCCUCGACAAAAUUCUUUUACGUAGUUACAAUGCCGCCAAUCCGGACGACCCGAUCCAUGUCAGGUUCGACUCCAGCGCUUGCCCAACAAGCUUGCUCAACCUGUCGUAAGCAGAGACGAAGGUGUACGAAAGAGCUUCCUGCGUGUCUGCUUUGCCGCAGGCUUGCGAAGCCCUGCGAAUACUCCGAGAACUUGCCUUCGCGCUCCGAUCAAGAUGAACUUGCGUACCUUCGCGAUCGGGUGGCUGAUCUUGAGAACAAACUCACCGCACUGCAACCCGGUCCCAACUCCAGCGAGACAUCAUCAGCAACGGGCUUGAUAAACAGCCAUUUGUUUUCUUCGACUGAGCCGUCCUCCCAACUGCAACCUGCUUUUCCAACUUCUUUCUUCUUGGACUCGCAAAUUUUCCGGGACAACAGAGAGACUAUCAUCACGCCAAACGUAGAAUUACCACGUGCCUUUACUGACCACCCGGGCGAAGCCGCAAAUGUAAAUGAUGUCGUUAGGAAGCAUUUUAGUGAUCUGCAUACAUACUUUCCAAUCAUUUCAAAAGUUCGGAUUUAUCAGCGAAUUACAAACCCUACGCAAUCCCUUCUAUCAGACACAAAACUGCUCUUGGCAUGCAUGCAACUAUUUCAACAACCGGAUUCAACCACUCCAUGUUCCGGACUAUAUUUGUCUUGCAAGUCGCUAUACACUAACACAGAAAGGAAAAAUGUUUAUUCCGUUCAUCUCCUACAGGCGCUGUUACUCAUUGCACUAUAUGAGAUUUUCCAUGCCAUCUACCCAGCUGCAUACAUAACAGUGGGACAUUGUGCUAGACUGGGGAUUAGCAUGGGCCUCCACGACCAGCAGUCCCUUCAAAUGCUGCCACGGCCGACGACGUCGGCUGAGCUCGAGGAGAGAAGACGCGCAUGGUGGGCCGUCGUAAUUCUCGAAACACAUGUGAACCUCGGAAGCAGGAACCAUCCACUUUCAGUUCCACCUAUUCCAGCGGAUGCUAUGCUUCCACAAGAUGAUGACAAGUGGGAUCGAGGAGAGAUGACCGUUGCCCGACCAAUUGCUGUAUCAGCAAGUGUCACCAUUAACACUUCUCCUUUCGCCAUACUUUGCCAAGUGGCACAUGUCCUCUCACGUAUUAUCCAGCAUGUGGAUGACAAAAACACCGAUUUCAAGUUCCGCUAUGAAGAGGCUAUACGGCUUCGCAAAACCGCCGAAGCUCUUUCGGAGGCAAUAGCUUACGAGGUUAACGAAGUCAUGCAACAACAUUUCGGCGAUUGGCCACCUUGCCAUAUGUUGCUUCUGACAGCGCUUGGAGUGUGCUACAGCGCCCAGUUAACCCUUCAUGAACGGUAUAUCUGCACAGAGACAGAACCCGUCAAGGAAAUUCUAGGCAGCCCUGAACAGAUCGAGCUACAGAAUUCAGCCCUUAUCCGAGGUCCUGAGAUCGCAAACGCCAUAUUGCAAAUGGUGUUGCAAAUAAAGGAUUGUAUAUGGCAGUAUAGCCUGCCGAUAUUCAGCCCUCUGCUUCUGGAUUGUGUGUACCAGGCAACAGCAACUUUUAAAUGGCUCGCUACAGAGAACGCGUCAGAAGAAUACCAAUACAGCCUCCAAGAACUGAACGCGUUUCUUGAAUUGCUUGAUAUGAAAUUCAAAUGGCACUCAAUAAAGGAAUACAAAAACAUUCUAGACAUCAGUUAAGUAGCGACUGACUUUACGAGCGGGGAUAAAUGCCUUACUCCUUAUAAUUUUCCAAUUUUACUUUGACAGAGUCACUUGUUAAGGGGCUCCCUAGAAUGUUUUAUUAGAUUUAUAGAAUAGCGAGUACAUCUAUUAUAC
Aplosporella prunicola CBS 121167 is the source of this 1858-nucleotide messenger RNA. RefSeq lists its product as uncharacterized. Lineage: Eukaryota; Fungi; Ascomycota; Dothideomycetes; Botryosphaeriales; Aplosporellaceae. The record is from RefSeq and is a predicted model, not a curated record. Gene Ontology annotation, cellular component: nucleus. Bases 50 to 1720 code for a protein of 556 amino acids. Gene Ontology annotation, molecular function: zinc ion binding; DNA-binding transcription factor activity, RNA polymerase II-specific; DNA binding. The transcript has 5 exons. Gene Ontology annotation, biological process: DNA-templated transcription; regulation of DNA-templated transcription.